AUGGUUAAAAAAUAUGCUACCGAGAUAGGAAUGUAUUUCAGGAUAGCGCUGCGCAAACAGGAAUCAAUCCGUUCACAUCUUGUAGGAGUUGGAUCAGGGAAUGCAUACAGCGAGCUAGUCAAUUUCCAGAUUCAACGGAAAUUGAUUCAGUACAGGGCGAGAUUUGGUUCCGAAUCCGGUUUAAAGCUGAAUGUGAGAAGUGAAACUGAUGAAGUGCUGAAAAAUUAUAUGGAUGCUCAGUAUUAUGGUGAAAUUUCAAUCGGUACACCAGCCCAGAAUUUUAGCGUUGUUUUUGAUACCGGUUCAUCGAAUCUUUGGAUACCUUCCGUAAAAUGUCCCCUUUUAGAUAUUGCAUGCUUAUUCCAUAAUAAAUACAAAGGAACGGAAUCAUCAACUUAUAAACCGGACGGUAGAAAAAUACAAAUUCAGUACGGAAGAGGUUCAAUGAAAGGAUUCAUUUCAUUAGAUACCGUUUGUAUUGCCAAUAUUUGCGUUAAAGAGCAACCUUUUGCUGAAGCAACUUCAGAGCCUGGCAUAACAUUUGUCAUGGCUAAAUUUGAUGGUAUUUUGGGUAUGGCAUUUCCGGAAAUUUCGGUUCUCGGAUUAAGUCCAGUAUUUCAUACAAUGAUUAGUCAAAAAGUUGUCCAACAACCAGUAUUUGCUUUUUGGCUUGAUAGAAAUCCGAAUGAUGAAAUUGGUGGUGAAAUUACAUUCGGUGGUAUUGAUGCAAAUAGAUUUGUAUCACCAAUCACAUAUACACCCAUAUCGAAACACGGAUAUUGGCAAUUUAAAAUGGAUAGCAUACAGGGCAAACGUGAAGCAAUUGGUUGUGCUAACGGAUGUCAGGCAAUAGCGGAUACGGGAACAAGCUUAAUUGCCGGUCCAAAAAGUCAAAUUGAUAAAAUUCAACAAUAUAUUGGUGCGGAGUAUGUUUACGCCGGUGAAUAUAUCAUACCAUGCUAUAAAGUAUCAUCUCUACCGGAAAUUACAUUUGUUAUUGCUGGUAAAAGUUACACUUUAAAAGGAACAGAUUAUGUUUUGAAUGUGACAUCAAAGGGCAAAACAAUUUGCCUUUCUGGUUUCAUGGGUAUCGAUUUGCCGGAACGUGUGGGAGAAUUAUGGAUUCUUGGUGAUGUAUUCAUCGGACGUUACUACACUGUUUUUGAUGUAGGACGAUCUCAGAUAGGCUUUGCACAGGCUCGUGAUAGUACGGGUAAACCGAUCGGAAAACGAGUGCAUGCAUUUGUAUCACAGGAACAAGAAGAUGAUUCAUUAAAAUCAUCUAUAAUGAUUUAA
Molecule: messenger RNA, 1296 nt
Organism: Acanthocheilonema viteae
Lineage: Eukaryota; Metazoa; Nematoda; Chromadorea; Rhabditida; Onchocercidae
Source: the annotation of a GenBank genome assembly